AACACGCCUUCUCAGAGGUUGGAAAAUGCUAAAAAGUGGCGUCUCAACGCAGAAUGAGGAAAGGAAGCUCGUUCGCCCGACAGGCAUUGACAUUCUGGAAGCAAGAAUAAGAGGAUAUGGGCGGGGGGGAGGUUUAAAAAAAAGAAUAAGAGGAUGUAGCGGCGCCCGUGAGUGAGGCGGAGCAGGCGCGGCGUGGUCACCUCAAGCCGACAGAUAAGGAAGGACCAGCUGCGACACGAGGAAGAAGGCCCAUCGCCCGGGCACCGCUGGUUCUCUGGCCGCUACGCGCUUCUCACCCCUCUGGUGUAGGAACCGCGUUCUCAUGGCUGAGGUGAAGGUGAAGCUGCAGCCGCCCGACGCGGAUCCAGUAGAAAUAGAAAACAGGAUUAUAGAAUUAUGUCACCAGUUCCCUCAUGGAAUCACAGACCAAGUAAUUCAAAAUGAAAUGCCUCAUAUAGAAGCUCAGCAGCGGGCCUUGGCAAUCAAUAGACUGUUGUCUAUGGGUCAGUUGGAUCUCUUAAGGAGCAAUACAGGCCUUCUGUAUAGAAUAAAGGAUUCUCAGAAUGCUGGCCCUGUCUCAUUCUUUUUAAGCAAAAUGAAGGGAUCAGAUAACCAAGAAAAACUAGUAUAUCAGAUCAUAGAGGAUGCAGGAAAUAAAGGAAUAUGGAGCAGAGACAUCCGGUAUAAAAGUAAUUUGCCAUUAACAGAAAUUAACAAAAUUUUAAAGAAUUUGGAAAGUAAAAAGCUUAUCAAAGCUGUUAAGUCUGUAGCAGCCUCAAAGAAAAAGGUGUAUAUGCUCUAUAACCUGCAGCCUGACCGGUCUGUGACUGGUGGAGCCUGGUACAGUGACCAGGAUUUUGAAUCUGAAUUUGUAGAGGUGCUUAACCAACAGUGUUUUAAGUUCCUACAAACCAAGGCAGAAACAGCCCGAGAAAGCAAACAGAAUCCAAUGAUACAAAGAAAUAGUUCAUUUGCUUCAUCACACGAAGUAUGGAAAUAUAUCUGUGAAUUGGGGAUCAGUAAGGUAGAGUUGUCCAUGGAGGACAUUGAAACCAUCUUGAAUACACUCAUAUAUGAUGGGAAAGUGGAGAUGACUAUCAUCGCUGCAAAGGAAGGCACAGUUGGCAGUGUAGACGGACACAUGAAACUGUACAGAGCAGUCAAUCCAAUCAUCCCACCUACGGGCUUGGUCCGGACCCCCUGUGGACUCUGCCCGGUUUUUGACGACUGCCAUGAAGGUGGUGAGAUUUCACCAUCUAACUGUAUUUACAUGACAGAAUGGCUUGAAUUUUAAUAGAGAGCUAGAAGCUUUAUGACAUCUUUCAAAUGAAGUUACUUUGGGAGCAAGUAAUUUAACUCAUGUUGGAACAUCAAAUUCCUUGAAAGCAAACUUCACAAUAAUGGAUACAGACUUACUGCUAUGAAAAUAUAUUUUUUAAAUCUAUGAAGACUAAAUUUAUAUUGGUAGAGUAGCCACCAGAAUAUGAAGCAGGUAAGUGAAAUCCAUUCUUUAAUAAAACACUUUGAAGUUCUGGAGGACAACAUCUGAAGCUUUCAAGACUUCACUGUCCAAGAAAAAAGAAGCCAACAAAUGUGUAUUUACCAAUGGAUAAUGGCUAGAGCCUAAAAAUGCUUGUUUUGAAGCUAUUUAUUAAGGUCUUCAUUGGAAAUUGUUUAUAUCUGGUUCAGUAUCACCAUUUCUGUUUUCACAAUGGUUCCACUGAGAAGAAAUUAAAAUGGGAAAGGCAGGAAUA
Messenger RNA from Myotis davidii, 1754 nucleotides. RefSeq names its product polymerase (RNA) III (DNA directed) polypeptide F, 39 kDa (gene POLR3F). NCBI's taxonomy places the organism in Eukaryota, Metazoa, Chordata, Mammalia, Chiroptera, Vespertilionidae. The record is from RefSeq and is a predicted model, not a curated record. The coding region runs from base 323 to 1294 and encodes 323 amino acids. Gene Ontology annotation, biological process: transcription by RNA polymerase III. Gene Ontology annotation, cellular component: RNA polymerase III complex. The transcript has 10 exons.